GCAGGAUGAGGGCGGCCAUUGCUGGGGCUCCGCCGCGGGGAGGAGGACGCUGAGGAGGCGCCGAGCCGCGCAGCGCUGCGGGGGAGGCGCCCGUGCCGACGCGGGGCCCAUGGCCAGGACCACCAGCCAGCUGUAUGACACGGUUCCCAUUCAGUCCAGCGUGGUGUUAUGCUCCUGCCCAUCCCCAUCAAUGGUGAGGACCCAGACUGAGUCCAGCACGGCCCCCGGCGUUCCCAGCGGGGGGAGCAGGCAGGGCCCCGCCAUGGACGGCACCGCGGCCCAGCCUCGGGCGAGCGCCAGCGCUCUGCAGCACGCCGCGCAGCCCCCGCAGCCCCGGAAGAAACGGCCCGAGGACUUCAAGUUCGGGAAGAUUCUAGGUGAAGGCUCAUUUUCAACAGUUGUCCUGGCCCGAGAACUGGCAACCUCAAGGGAAUAUGCUAUUAAAAUUCUAGAGAAACGCCACAUUAUCAAAGAGAACAAAGUCCCGUAUGUAACCAGAGAGCGAGACGUGAUGUCGCGGCUGGAUCAUCCCUUCUUUGUUAAACUUUACUUCACGUUUCAGGAUGAUGAAAAGCUGUAUUUUGGCCUUAGUUAUGCCAAAAAUGGAGAACUACUUAAAUACAUUCGGAAAAUCGGUUCGUUCGAUGAGACGUGCACCCGAUUUUACACGGCCGAGAUGGUGUCUGCCCUGGAGUACUUGCACGGCAAGGGUGUCAUUCACAGGGACCUGAAACCAGAAAAUAUUUUAUUAAAUGAAGACAUGCACAUCCAGAUCACAGAUUUUGGAACAGCGAAAGUAUUAUCCCCAGAGAGUAAACAAGCCAGGGCCAACUCGUUUGUGGGAACAGCCCAGUAUGUCUCUCCAGAGCUGCUCACAGAGAAAUCGGCCUGUAAGAGUUCAGACCUUUGGGCACUUGGAUGCAUCAUAUACCAGCUUGUGGCAGGACUGCCUCCGUUCCGAGCCGGAAAUGAGUAUCUUAUAUUUCAGAAGAUCAUUAAGUUGGAGUAUGACUUCCCUGAAAAAUUCUUUCCUAAGGCAAGAGAUCUUGUGGAAAAACUUCUGGUUUUAGAUGCCACAAAACGAUUAGGCUGUGAAGAAAUGGAGGGGUAUGGCCCUCUGAAAGCCCACCCGUUCUUUGAGUCCAUCACGUGGGAGGACUUGCAUCAGCAGACGCCCCCGAAGCUCACGGCUUACUUGCCGGCCAUGUCGGAGGAUGACGAGGACUGCUAUGGCAACUACGACAACCUCCUGAGCCAGUUCGGCUGCAUGCAGGUGUCUGCGUCGUCCUCCUCACACUCCCUGUCGGCCGUGGACGCGGGGCCACCCCAGCGGGCGGGCAGCAACAUCGAGCAGUACAUCCACGACCUGGACACGAACUCCUUUGAACUGGACUUGCAGUUUUCUGAAGACGAGAAGAGGUUGUUGUUGGAGAAGCAGGCCAGCGGAAACCCUUGGCACCAGUUUGUAGAAAAUAAUUUAAUACUAAAAAUGGGUCCAGUAGACAAGCGGAAGGGUUUAUUUGCACGGCGACGACAGUUGCUGCUCACGGAAGGGCCACACUUGUAUUAUGUGGAUCCUGUCAACAAAGUCUUGAAAGGUGAAAUUCCAUGGUCACAAGAACUCCGACCAGAGGCCAAGAAUUUUAAAACCUUCUUUGUGCACACGCCGAACAGGACAUAUUACCUGAUGGACCCCAGCGGGAACGCGCACAAGUGGUGCCGAAAGAUCCAGGAGGUGUGGCGGCACAGGUACCAGAGCCACCCGGACGCCGCCGUGCAGUGACGCCGCGGCCCCCCCUCGCCGCGGGGCCAUGCCCCACACAGCCUGCCGCCUCCGGACGCUUCCAGACCACCUGCCGGCCAUCUCAAGGGGGACGCAGACGGCGGAACCUUGCAGCUUUUUUAUUUAAAAGAAAAGAAGAAAAAAAACACCCAACCACACAAAGAACAAAACCAAUAACGAAAAGGAAUUCAGGGUCGCUUUGCUUGCUCUCUGUGCUGUGUGGAGCUCUCCACGCUCUGCUCGCCGUGGGGACCAGCGCCGUGCACGUCCGCCUGGCUCCCGCCCCGACUCGGGGACAGACUCGCGGCACCAACUCUCCACCACGGGCCCAUCACGCCCAUCCUGCUGUGGCCCCUGGGCCCAGGCGUGUCUCUGGGCUCUCCCUGCCCCUAGAUCAUCGGGGAACCAACUCUUCCCCAGGGAGCCAGGCAGGCCCCUGCUGGGGGGCCUCCAGCUGUGCGGGCGGGGGGUUCUUGGCUUUUGUCCGUUUCCCCUUUCUUCUCGUUCCCCGUGUCUGGCCUGAUCCCCACAACCGCGCUUGGCUCCUCCGGUAGCCGUGGCUGUGAGAUUCCUGCAGUCCUUGCUGUCUGUCUGCAAGCACUCCUGCGUCACGUCCGCCGGGCAGGCUCUGGGCGCUGAGAAAUGGAACAGGUUGUCCAGGCGAAGUGCAGAGCCGCUGCUGUGUUGGAGGGCGCCGGCCAGGCCUUCCAGUGUGACACCCCACGGAGUAGCAUUGCCCCGGGGAGCCCCAGGAGACGGGGUCUGUGGCCCUCUCCCCACGUGAGGCUGAGCCAGCGGGGCAGACAGGCCUGGUGGCCUCCUCUCGGAGGAGCGAGCACCAGUGGCCCUUCUGAGAGUCUGGUUGGAAGGUGCAGUGAGUGUGUCCGGGUGAAGUUGGGGCUGCGAGGUGCCCGGCAUUGGCACAUGGGCUGGUCCUCCAUCACACCAAGGCUGCCCCGCACACCCUUUUCCUGCUAAAGUUGCCCCUUCUCCUAGUCUAGCUCAGAGCAUUUUCACGUGUCCACCAGGAACGUCGAAAAGCCCUCUCAUGUCGUCAGGCCCUCCGGUCGCCGUCACGUGGGCUUCGCCUGGAGAAGCAUGGCGUCACUCCCCUUGCGCGGGGGCAGGACCGGCACACUUGAACCCAGGCCGCCAGCUCCUCUUCAGUUUCAGGCUAUGUCCUCUUGCUCUGUAGGGGCGCACGCUGCCCAGGGGGCCCCUGGGGGCAGCCCUCAGUCCCAGUGGAGGCGCUGGCGCUGUGGCCCUGUCCCCAGGGGAGGGCUGACUGCCAUUUCCUCUGGACUUUCACAGAGGCACCGAUUUAAACUCCCGUAGAAAAGGUCCCCUGACGACUUCUGUGCCCCUACCUCCUGUCUCACCCAUCACGUGUGAGAUCCACGGUCCACGCGGAGGGAAGGAUGUCUUAACCUCUGUUGGUGAUGUCACAACAGCAGCUGUUAAACUCGGAAGGAGGUUGGGCUGUGGAGAGUCCCACUGUGCGGGGGCCAGCAGGGGGUGCUGGAGGGGCGCAGAGAUGCAGCCGGGUUCGCCAGCGGGCGUGUGUGUGUGUGUGUGUGUGUGUGUGUGUAGGAUACCAAGGCGCAGGGGGUGCCUGCCGGGGCGGGGAGGUGGCCCAGAAAUAAGGCACUGACCUGGGCGUGUAGCCGUAGACAGCCCCCUCUCCUCCUUGCUCUGGAAAAGGCUUGCCUGUGUUCACCUGCUUUCCAAAAAGCGAGUCUGUCUUGAGCCUUUCUUUCAGGAUCAGGACUUGGGUUUCAGGUGCACACCCUGUUCAAAUGUCCCCUCGCCACAGCGCCUGCAUCUGUGUGUGCACUUGGAGGGCAGGGAGCCGCUCCCUGCUGCGUCUGUUCUGGGUGUCUGGGUGCGGGGCUGAUAGCCAGAGCUGAGUCCUGGCUGUAAAAGCACGCUUGGCCGGGCUGCUCAGGGAGAGACAGUGCUCCCACUGCAUUCUUCCCUCCGGAGAGCGCUACUACCUCCUGGGCUCAACCGACAAGCUCCAUCUUAAUCUCCAGAGCCAGAGACCCAGGGCUUUGGGGUUGAGCUUGCAGCUGGCAGAGUGAAGUGACUGCCCUGGCCUGAGCCAGUGACAGCUGAGCCCUUCUUUGUCGGCCACCUUUCUCUACUCGCUCACAACCCUCUUCCCUUGUUUUUUCUUUUAAAGGCCCUUACAUAUUCUCUUCCUACCCUGUGCUUCCUCAUGUAAUCUUUAGUUUUAUCCACCUCGUCCUUUGAGCCAUCAUCCUGGCAGGCAGGUGCCUUACGUUCUGAGAUGUGGAUGUGGGUGGAUGUCAGUCUCCGUACACACGCAGACAUGCCUGGAAACAUAUACAUAAACGUGGGCUGAUCCAGGGUGAGAAAGAGAACGCCCUAGUGUUCAACAGCUCAGGAGCCCGGAGUUGUACGAGAAGGGCAGGGCUGGGGGGGGGGGGGGGGGCAGAGCCGGAGCCAGUGCCUGUUGGAUAGCGCCACUCCCUCAAUGCCCGGCCCCUCGCCACAGAGCAGGGGCAGGAGGGCUCUGCCGGCUGGCAACGCCUGGCCUCCCUCCAGGGGCGUGAGGAAGCCAGAUGUGACCUGACCAGGGCAGUGGGCAGCCCUACCCCUAGAGGGCACCACGGGCCUGCCAUCCUGAACCUUGCAUCUCAGGAGACUGGUUAGACUUGCUUUGGGAAAGAUGACUCUUGGGGUCAGGCCGGAGCUGGCGGGAGCUGCACCUGCCGCAGCCCCCUUGGGGGGCAGGCUGUGGCACUUGUGGUGCAGGCCCGAAGGAACUGCAGGAGGCCUGUGGCACGGCCCCCCGAGGACGGGGUGCCAGCACGGGGCUCCGGGGCAUGUUGUGUUUGCUUAAAACAUCUGUGCUCUGAAAACAGCGCGAGGCUCAGCACCCAGGAACGACCGCUGCGUGCGUCUGUAUACAGGCCCAGCCUGCUGCCUCGCUGCCCCGCCUGCACACGUGUGUUCGCUCUUGUAACUGACCUGGGAACAUGACAACGCACACCAUUUUGCAUCCAGCUUUUCCCACUUGGUAGUUUUUGUUAAUGUGUCAUGUUUGAACAGUGAUUGAAAAAUCUUAUUUUUAAUGAUUGUAGAGUUUAAUAUUGGUUAAUAAUUUUUAUCAUAAUUUAUCUGACCAUUUCACUGCUAUAAAACAUUUAGGUGGCUUCUGGUUUUUCACCAUUUAAAUAAUGCUGUGAUUAAUAUCCUCAUAAAUCUUUGAUUUUGAACUCUGAAUCUCCCUCGCCCCAACCCUGCCCAGAUUCCUAGGAAUGGUGUUUUGGGGGCAAAGAGUUUGUUCAUUUUAAAGGUAGUGCAGUGUCUCUUCUCCUCUGUCUUGAUCUGAUGAGUAGAUGCUCAGAGUUCCAGUACAGAACUUCCUUAGUUGUGUUCUGCAGAUUCUGAACAAAUCAAUUUCUGGUAAGCUGUGUGUUCCCAAGAAUGUUUGAGUAAGAUUGCUCUCCCCGCCCCCCCCCCCCCCCUUAAUCCUAAAGUGAUGUCAUUACUGCAGGCCAUUUGUGACAUAUUUUUCCAAAAGCCAGUUUCCUUAUUUUCAUUGAGAAAACCUGGUUAUGCUUGCAUGUUACCUCCCCCCCCCCCCCCCGCCCCGCUGCUAUGGCUUUCAAGUGCUUGGUGACACUUCCAGAAUCUUGUACUUUGUGUCCACAAUGGUACUGAAUUUGCAUCUGCACAGUCAGCAGAGAUAAAAUGUUGAACUGACCUUGCCACAUACUUAGUGGAUGAUUUGUAAUGAAGUUUGUAGACUCAGAAAGUACACUGGGCCAUUUGGAAUCAGCAAAAGAGCAAAGGCUCUACUUGAAACCAUGUAGACAAUUGGAUUUUAGGGAAGUGUGCUUGCCCUCAUGUUCUUCAGAUCACAGGACUUAGGUCUUAGCAGUUCAUGCUGGCCAGGUUUUUUCAUUGUAGAACGUGAUUGUCCUGGCUGACAAGGAUUUAAGGAUUUCUCCUCCCCUCUCCUUGCCCACCAGUGUUUCAGGUUGCCUAGUUGUCUUUAAGUCCAGACCACCCAAAUUUGGCUUCAUCCUUAAUUUCUGCACUUUAGAUUGGGGUCUGUCAAUUCUGAGGUGAAACACGCAUGAGAGACUUUUCUGGGUGCCAUGCUCAGUGCCACUGGACAUUGUCAGAGGUUGUGGCCAGAUUGUGCAGAAUUAGAUCUCCUCCCUUCCCUCUGAUCACCUCCUUCUGUUUGGUCCAUAGACCAGAGCAGAGGCUGAGCAGCUGUGAGAUCAUGGUGAAGGUACUGUUCUUGGAGAUGGCACCAUAUGCGUUUCCCCAUGUUGUUUCCUUUCAUACCCAAACCUAGCAUGAACUGAUGGUGACUCGAGUGGGUGUGGCCCUUGCCUCUUAGGCAGACUACAUGGCAAGUGCCUUAACUUGGCAGGAGUCACUCCCAGAGCCUCUGAGGGGUGCAGGCUGCUGGCCCAAGACUGCAGGGUUGUGAACUAGGCUGCCUGUGGAGAUCUGGCCUGGGGAGGAAGCUGUUCAGCAGAGGGCAGUUUUAUCUGAGCUCAGACAGCAUGGUGGGCAAGCCUCCAAGGAUACCUGAAUUUCCCCCAGACCCAUUUCUUCACUAUGAAGAAAUACCAAACUAUGUACAGAGAACUUUUUACAAAAGGCAAACUUUUUUAGCUGUGUAAUACACCCUAGUCUAAACCAUCUGGCUGAAUAACUAUGAAUAGGGGUUCAUUUUGCUGAUGAAAAGCCUCUAUCGUGAUGUUUGAUUGGACAUCGACAAAUUGCAAAAUCAAAUUUUUGCAAUAUUUAGAGCUGCUGUAGCUGUUCCUUAACAACACAAAAUAGGAUGAAUCAGUAGUAUGUUAGCUGUCUUUCAGGUUGGUGGCAGUCAGUUAUAACGUGUAAUAUUCUCUACCUGGUCUGUAGCUGUAACUGUGAUGUACAGGCAAAGCAAAAAUUAAAAAAAGAACUUAUGAAAACAAAUAAUGCAAUGAUAUUAGGAUAUACACUUUUGUAUUUUUAUUCUUAUAUAAGGUUAUUUGCUGGCUAUUGUUGGCCUCUAGUUCAGUCUGUGUUAUUUAAAAUCUAAUAUAUGAAUUAUUUGGAUUGAAUUCAUGUUCGGGGCCACGUUGUUGUAUGUAUGGAUGUACAGCCUUGAAUGUGAAUAAUUAUUGUAAACUAUAUUUUACAACUUUUUUUUCUGGCUUUAUUAUAUAAAUUUUCUAUUUGGUCGAUGAUUUAAUCAUAUCAUAAUUUAAUGACUCUGUUUAUUCUUUUUUUUUUUCCCCAAAUAUUUGUGCUUUAGAUGUAGUUACCGGAUGAUGAAUUUUCCACGUAUGCUCGGUAGUCUUGUAAUAAAAAAGCAUGUAGAGUGUA
Messenger RNA from Dama dama (fallow deer), 7147 nucleotides. It is a transcript of the gene PDPK1, whose product is annotated as 3-phosphoinositide dependent protein kinase 1. Bases 110 to 1783 code for a protein of 557 amino acids. Lineage: Eukaryota; Metazoa; Chordata; Mammalia; Artiodactyla; Cervidae. Gene Ontology annotation, biological process: intracellular signal transduction; peptidyl-serine phosphorylation. The transcript is spliced from 14 exons. The record is from RefSeq and is a predicted model, not a curated record. Gene Ontology annotation, molecular function: protein serine/threonine kinase activity; ATP binding.